CACAAUGCAACAAUCUGAAGCAGCCUGCCAAUGGCCUGAUGUCCCUACCACGAUGCAACAAUCUGAAGCAGCCUACCAACAGACUGAUGUCCCCACCACAAUGCAACAAUCUGAAGCAGCCUGCCAACGGACUAAUGUCCCUUCCAUAAUGCAACAAUCUGCAGCAGCCUACGAACAGACUAAUGUCCCCACCACAAUGCAACAAUCUGCAGCAGCCUACCAACCGACUUAUGUCCCUUCCAUGAUGCAACAAUCUGCAGCAGCCUACCAACGGACUAAUGUCCCUUCCAUAAUGCAACAAUCUGCAGCAGCCUACGAACAGACUAAUGUCCCCACCACAAUGCAACAAUCUGCAGCAGCCUACCAACCGACUUAUGUCCCUUCCAUGACGCAACAAUCUGCAGCAGCCUACCAACGGACUAAUGUCCCCACCACAAUGCAACAAUCUGCAGCAGCCUACCAACAAACUUAUGUCCCUUCCAUGAUGCAACAAUCUGCAGCAGCCCACCAACGGACUAAUGUCCCUUCCAUAAUGCAACAAUCUGCAGCAGCCUACCAACGGACUAAUGUCCCUUCCAUGAUGCAACAAUCUGCAGCAGCCUACCAACGGACUUAUGUCCCACCCAUGAUGCAACAAUCUGCAGCAGCCUACCAACGGACUAAUGUCCCUUCCAUGAUGCAACAAUCUGCAGCAGCCUACCAACGGACUAAUGUCCCCACCACAAUUCAACAAUCUGCAGCAGCCUACCAACAAACUUAUGUCCCUUCCAUGAUGCAACAAUCUGGAGCAGCCUACCAACGGACUGAUGUCCCCACCACGAUGCCACAAUCUGCAGCAGCCUACCAACGGACUAAUGUCCCUUCCAUGAUGCAACAAUCUGAAGCAGCCAGCCAAUGGACUGAUGUCCCCACCACGAUGGAACAAUCUGCAGCAGCCUACCAACGGACUAAUGUUCCUUCCAUGAUGCAACAAUCUGCAGCAGCCUACCAACAGACUAAUGUCCCUUCCAUGAUGCAACAAUCUGAAGCAGCCUACCAACAGACUAAUGUCCCUUCCAUGAUGCAACAAUCUGAAGCAGCCUACCAACGGAUGGAUGUCCCUACCACGAUGGAACAGGAGGCUCAGGUACCUGCUGCAUUAGAUUCCCCACAACGAACUGGAACCAUCGGAAACAGCGGCACAAUCAGUGGUAGCAAAAACUCUAUCAUUGUUGGUUCAACUGGAGUCAAUAUCAGUUACGUCUUCCCGUUGCAGGGACCAGAUGAUGCAUCACACCACUCUGGUCAUCCAUCAGUUGACAUAUCAGAGAAUCCACCAAGUACAUCACAGCAACCACCAACACGGCAUGUGGCCUCAGGUGCACAAGGUAAUUAUCAAUGA
Messenger RNA from Patiria miniata (bat star), 1381 nucleotides. Its product is annotated as transcriptional regulator EFH1-like. NCBI's taxonomy places the organism in Eukaryota, Metazoa, Echinodermata, Asteroidea, Valvatida, Asterinidae. The record is from RefSeq and is a predicted model, not a curated record. The transcript has 3 exons. Bases 5 to 1381 code for a protein of 458 amino acids.